Molecule: messenger RNA, 1892 nt
Organism: Pelobates fuscus (common spadefoot toad)
Lineage: Eukaryota; Metazoa; Chordata; Amphibia; Anura; Pelobatidae
Exons: 9
Coding region: 63-1892 (609 amino acids)
Source: RefSeq, a predicted model, not a curated record
UACACAGAGCAGCUCAUUCCGGCUGGGUGAUACAUUUAGCUGCUACAGUAAGGUGUUGGAAAAUGCCCAGCUGCAUCGUGAAGGGUUGCCCAAAUUACUCUGGACGGAAAAACAGUGUUCCUGGAGUCAUCCUUCAUGUUUUUCCUAAAAAUCUCUGUUUAAUCAAGCAAUGGCUCAUACAAACUGGUCAGGAUUUUGGAGAUUUCGACUUGUUUGCAAAGGGAGUCUUGGAGGGAACGAUAGGUGCGUUUCGCAUCUGCUCUGCGCAUUUCGCUCCUGACUGCUACCAUAUUGUUGGAUCUCAAAAACAGCUUAUGAUGAACGCUAUCCCAACAAUUUUCCCAAAUAGAAAUUUGUCUGUUCGAUUACAGGGUGCCAUUCCACCAAUAUACGGAAAUCAUCCAUUUAAUACGUGGACAAUCCAACCUUUUGGGCACCAGAAUUUCAAUGUUUCUGAGUUAUCCAUCAUCCAGCCUACGACUGCCCUGCUUUUAAUUCAAACAAAUGAUGUUUGUCCACGUAAAGAUCUGCGUCAGGCAGUUGGUAAUUUGGUUACUACUUCAGAUCCAGAUAUGAGUGGGAAAAACGCAACUAAACGCUCAGAUCCUCCUCCUUCUGAGAAAAAAAAUGCCAGCACAUCUACAUUUUCUGUAAUUUCUGAAGGAAAAAUGGUGGAUAGAGCAAUACAAUGGCCAGAAUAUGAGCAAAAGGUGGAUGGGGAACCGUGGAAGAUUAUUCACGACCAUUACUAUGAGAAUUCGGCAAUGAGAUAUUCCUACCCUGCCAGUUUGUUACAUUACUUAAUAGCAAAAGCCAAAAUUGACAGGUUUGAUGAGGAAUAUUCAGAAGAUGAUCUGGUCUCGGUUUUUAAGUAUCUGACUAAUGUGGUGGUGAUGGAAAAGGCCAAAAAGAUGAGGACAUCACGGAUUUUGAAUCAGACUCUGGAAAUCCUCGCCCAGCUCACUGGAGAGGAAUGGAUCGUUGUAAAGAAAAAUUCUAUUCAUAGGAGCAUUCACGAGCUAACUGGAGAGGUACCUUUGAAGCAUGAGGAUGUUGCCGUUUUCUUUACAAUGGAAGAGUGGCAGUACAUACAGCAACACAAAGAUGCUUACAGUGACAUGGUCACCAUCCCUCCCCCUCCAAUCAGUCAACGUGAAAUACGCGAUAACUGCAGCACAGAUGUCACGGCACUACGAAGCCACCUACAGGGCCUGACAGGUCGCAUCAGCACGUUGGAGGGAUCCACACAAACAAAUGCCCAGAACAUUACCACGCUACAGCAGGCGGUGCACGACCUACACGCACAGGCCCAGCAGCACGAACGUCACCUCGCAGCCCAAGAGGACUCUAGGCGGAGACACAAUCUGAAAAUGAGAGGGCUUUCAGAGGCAGUGCCGGAGCAGGAGCUGCCACACGUGUUUAGGCUUGUUGCCUACCUAUGCUACACACGUCUCUUCAAUGCAAUAACUGCUGAGUCUGUGGAUUGGGAUGCUUUGGAAGAACUCCGCUCCUCCGAUGGUACCAAGUAUGAUGAUAACGAGUCCAAAGUAUCUCUGUGGACUCCCGAUGAGGACUCUGAAAUCGAAAUAGCUAGUCUUUCCAAAACAUAUCAGAAAAAAAAUUGUGCAUCUUCGACUGCUUCUUCACUAAAAGAAAAUGACUCACUCAAAGAUAAAGAUGAGAGUUUACUGAGCAGCAGUAAAGGUGAAGCUUCAACUAUAAGUUUUGAUCGACUUAAUAAACAUCAGCAGGAACAUUCUAAUGGGAUGCCUCUGGAAUGUGUAGAGUGCAGAACGUGUUUUAUUUCUAUGUCAAAAUUUCUCAAACAUCAGAGGACACACAAUGACCAAAAGCGUUAUACCUGCGACAUAUGUGGGAUACAGAACGAAUAA